AUGGAAAAUCAGAACACCACAGUCACUUUUUUUGUCCUUUUGGGAUUUUCGUACAUUUAUCCAGUCAAUAUUUUCCUUUUCUUGGCAUUUUUCCUGAUGUAUGCUUUGACUUUAUUGGGAAAUGUUAUGAUUAUGGUAGUAACAAAUUAUCUCCCCAGCCCCAUGUAUUUUUUUCUAGCUCAUCUGGCUUUUCUUGACAUGUGUUUAUCUUCUGUUAUUGUGCCCAAGCUGCUGGUGAUUUUCUGGGCAAAAAAGAAUAUUUCAUAUUCUGACUGCUUUAUUCAGAUAUUCAUUGUCUUUCUUACAGGAGGCACUGAAGAUUGUGUCCUUGCUGCAAUGGCUUAUGACCGAUAUGCUGCCAUUUGCAAGCCCCUCCAUUAUAUACAAAUUAUGAAUAAAUCAUUUUGUAAGUGCCUGGUGGGUGGAGCAUGGGCAGUUGGCUUCUUAUGUACUUUUGUAAAUGUAUUACCUAUUUUGAAGCUAGAUUUCUGUGGACCAAAUUUUAUCAAGGAUUUCAGCUGUGAAUUUCCAUCUGUACUUGCAUUAUCCUGCACAGAAACAUCCUCCAUUUGGAUGGCAUUUCUGAUAUCAGGUAGUUUUGUUGCAAGUUUUUCAUUGAUUAUCAUCCUAGUCUCCUACAUCCAUAUCAUCUCAACUAUCCUCAAGAUGAAUUCAGAAGAAGCAAAAAGGAAAACUUUCUCUACCUGUAGUUCUCACCUUAUUGUUGUGGUUUUGUAUUAUGGCACUGCCUGCUUUAGAAACAUGAGGCCCAGCUCAGCCUCCUCAAUUAUUGUGGAUGAAUUCUUUUCUAUUCAAUACAAGAUUUCAACACCUAUGCUGAACCCCUUUAUCUACAGCCUGAAAAAUAGAGAAGUGAAGGAAAUAAUAAAAAAACUAAUGGGCUAUAAACCGUUGAUUCCUUCUUCUUUGUAA
Molecule: messenger RNA, 933 nt
Organism: Protobothrops mucrosquamatus (brown spotted pit viper)
Lineage: Eukaryota; Metazoa; Chordata; Lepidosauria; Squamata; Viperidae
Product: olfactory receptor 5V1-like
Exons: 1
Coding region: 1-933 (310 amino acids)
Biological process (GO): G protein-coupled receptor signaling pathway
Cellular component (GO): membrane
Molecular function (GO): olfactory receptor activity; G protein-coupled receptor activity
Source: RefSeq, a predicted model, not a curated record